Molecule: messenger RNA, 375 nt
Organism: Sipha flava (yellow sugarcane aphid)
Lineage: Eukaryota; Metazoa; Arthropoda; Insecta; Hemiptera; Aphididae
Product: general transcription factor II-I repeat domain-containing protein 2B-like
Exons: 1
Coding region: 1-375 (124 amino acids)
Source: RefSeq, a predicted model, not a curated record
AUGAAGGCAUUCGAUGAUAGAUUCGAAGACUUUUCUGAAAUAGGAAAACUAUCACAAUUCUUAAAAACCCCUUACGAUGUUCUCCCAGACGGAGAAUGGACUGAUGUAGCUGAAAAAUUAUUUAAUCUUUCAAAGUCAAAACUCCAAAUGGAAAUAAUAGACCUACAGGAAGAUGUUUCCUUGAAGCAGUACAGAAGUGCGUCAACUGAAGAAUUCUGGGCUAAAGAUGCCAUUGACAAGUAUUCAAACUGUAAGCAACUGGCAAUCAACUUGGCUACGAUGUUUGGUUCGACAUACAUUUGUGAGGCAUCGUUUUCAAAAAUUAAUUUUUUGAAAAAAAAAAUAUCGGACAAAAUUAACAGACUCUCACCUUGA